Symbiodinium pilosum is the source of this 219-nucleotide messenger RNA. Lineage: Eukaryota; Dinophyceae; Suessiales; Symbiodiniaceae. The record is from the annotation of a GenBank genome assembly.
AUGCCGCCAUCAGCGACACUUUCGACCCAUGGACUGUUCUGCAAAUUUCUCCGGAUGCCGGAGUUGACGAGGCCCGGAAAGCCUACAGAAAGCUGGCAGCGAAGUAUCACCCUGAUGUGGAUUCAUCUUCAGAAGCCACGGAUAAUUUUCAGAAAGUUGUCCGUGCUCUCGCCAUUAUCACCGGUGAGGACAAGGACCUGGACGAGACCACAUUGCUGA